This is a messenger RNA of Oncorhynchus tshawytscha (Chinook salmon), 1407 nucleotides long. RefSeq names its product peptidase M20 domain-containing protein 2. Gene Ontology annotation, molecular function: dipeptidase activity. Lineage: Eukaryota; Metazoa; Chordata; Actinopteri; Salmoniformes; Salmonidae. The record is from RefSeq and is a predicted model, not a curated record. The transcript is spliced from 7 exons. Bases 75 to 1370 code for a protein of 431 amino acids.
AGAAAAAUAAAAAACAUGAACAACUUUUACUGCGCAAGACUAUUACGAGUUUGCUGGACUGCAAAAAAAAGAUUAUGGCACUAGGCUCUCAAUCGCGUGAAAAUCGAAUGCAGUUGAAACACAAUAUUGGAACCUGCAUAGACACAAUUCAAGACAAGCUGUUCAUUCUAAGCCAAGACAUAUGGAGGUGUCCAGAGCUUGCAUAUGGGGAGAAACAGUCACACGACAGGCUCGUUCGUUUUCUCUCUGAUGAUAACUUAUGGGAGGUUGAAAGUCACUACAAACUGCCUACCGCAGUUAGGGCGACAUGGGGCCCAUUUGGUGGCAAAGACGGCGACAGAGUUUUGAAUGUGGGAUUCCUAUGCGAGUACGACGCGUUGCCAGGUAUUGGCCAUGCAUGUGGACACAACCUUAUAGCAGAAGUCGGUGUGGCUGCUGCACUAGGGCUGACGGGUGCAUUAGGAUUAGUAAGAGAACCAACAGACUGUCUGACUCCUCUCCGUGUAAAGGUGACAGUUCUUGGGACCCCAGCAGAAGAGGAUGGAGGAGGGAAGGUUGACCUCAUCCUGGCUGGGGCAUUUGAAGACAUGGAUGUUGUCUUCAUGGCUCACCCCGCUCAGCAGGAUGUUGCCUUCCUACCCUGUGUAUCCAUCACAGAUGUGACAGUGAAGUACCAUGGGAAGGCGUCUCAUGCUGCAGCGUACCCCUGGGAGGGGGUCAAUGCCCUGGAUGCGGCAGUGCUGGCGUACAACAGCCUGUCAGUUCUGAGGCAGCAGCUGAAGCCAGACUGGAGACUCCAUGGCAUCAUCAAACAUGGUGGAGUGAAGCCUAACAUCAUCCCAGCCUACACCGAGCUGGAGUAUUACUUGCGCACUCCACUGGUCACAGACCUGUCUGACCUCAAAGCCAAGGCAGAGGCCUGCUUCAGGUCAGCUGCCAUGGCAACUGGUUGUCAAGUGGAGAUAACUUAUCCAAACCACACAUAUUCCAACAUCCUUCCCAACACCACCCUUGCGCAGCUCUACGAAGAGAAUGGUAGAUCCUUGGGGAUUGAGUUUGUGGAAGUGCAGAACAAUUUCUCAGGUUCCACUGACUUUGGCAACGUGUCAUUUGUCGUCCCUGGGAUACACCCUUUCUUUUACAUUGGCACCGAUGCACUGAACCACACUGAGGAGUACACCGCAGCUGCAGGUGCAGAAAAGGCCCAGUUUUACACACUCCGGACGGCCAAGGCCCUGGCCAUGACAGCUGUGGAUGUGCUGUGCUGCCCUGAGCUGUUUCACAAGAUGAGGGUGGAAUUCUCUGAGGCCAAACUGAAGCAGGAGCAAGGACCGAAAGACAAGGACACUACUGGCUCCACACAUUCAUGAAAAAAAAAACAUUGAUGACCUCGUGAUUAACAGGAAG